UUCAUACACACACAACGCAGGCUACAAGCGAGGAGACGCUAGAAAGGCGGAAAGCGUAUGAUUAACCAAUCAGAAUGAAGAAAGUAAGGAGCUCUCUUUGAGCUAUUGUAUACAGGACCAUAACCUAUCCUAUCAGUGUAUCAGUGCAAUAACAACGACAUGUUAACGUUACUUAACUUAUCGUUAUCUUGUGAAAUAAGAGCUUAUCAAAGUUAUCUUCGCCGCUUGUUCGGCACGGUGACUAAUCGAUCAAUCUUUAAAUCGAGGAAUAUCUAAUAAUCAUGCUAUACUUAAAUGAAAAAUUGAAUAUAAGACUGCGACGAAAGCAUAUAGUGCAGCUUUAUCAUUGAAAUGUUGUAAAGACUUUAGGAGCAACCACAAUUGAUAUUUAAUCUUAGAAAGAACUCCGAUUAUAGGAUAUUUGUAUGUGUUGUCGGAAUUGAAAAAUGAAACAGAUUUGUUAAUUUAAAAAAAAAAAAUGGCACAAGAGUCAACUACACUUUGCCAUAGAAAAUCGACAAGUUACAUGAAGGUCCCAUUAAAGUCCACCGAACAGAUAUAUCUAGUAUUUCUCAUACCAACAUUAAUCAAUUGUUUUAUAUACAUAAUUAAUAUUUCUGCUGACUUGGUGGUAGCUAUUCAACACUUUAGAGAAGAAAAUCCAUUAUGGGGAACUUGCACUAUUGCAAUUAUGUAUGCUCCAGCACUUACAUACUUUGUAUUGACAGUUUCUAGACCAGAUUGGUGGAUGACAGAUGAUGAUAAAGCAUUGAGAGGUGUUUUCAGAUGGUUUGUCCUCCAAUUGUUUCAGUGCAUCGGAUUUGUAUUUUUUGUAUUAUACAGAUAUGCAGGAUUACUUGUGUUCUCCGUGGAUGCCAUAAAUUUAUCCGGAGAUGCAAGAAUCAAAACAUUAAAUAUAGCUGCAGCACCUGCAGCUAUUGAGUUGUACUUCUUCCUACAAGCAUGGUUCCAAGCUGCUCCACAAGCCAUUUUUCAAAUGCAUUUACUCUUCAGAGAGAGAUCUGCUUCUUCGGAUUAUCGAUCUGUGGCUGUACAAGUGCUCUGCAUCAUUAUGUCAGUUGUAAUACUCGCCAUUGAAACAGCCUCUUUUCAAAGAUUCGAGAGUCAACGCGUAAAUGGUAGAAAACUUCCUUGGGCAAUGUGGUUGAAAAAGUACUGCAUUGAGGAAUUGAACAAUCUCGAAGAAAAGGCACCGUUGCAAGCAUCGUUACCCUUAUCUGAAAAAAAGGAACAAGACAACGCCACGCCGCACGAAUCAACGACAUCGGAAAAAACGCCGAAAGAAAAUCCAGUUGUUACUGAAAACGAAGAACAGCAUCAAAAUCAAUCUCAUGAAGCUUCUUUAUAUCGUCAGAUUUCCAUAACUCCACCGUUACCACCGAAAAAUGCGCGCGUGACUCCGCCGCCGACGCCGCUUCGCGGCAUUACAACGGUCACACCACUUCCGGUGCCGGAUGCUCCGGCACCACCUCGUCCAGAUUCCGUUUACCGAGAGGAAGAAGCAGCGAAGGCAGCAUCGACCCUCGAGUCAAAUCAAAGACUGAUAAACAGCAGCGAACAGAGUCUAAAAGUUCCUAAACGCAAGUAUUCCGAGAAAGGCCUCGAGGAAGAUGAUCCGAUUGGAAAAUUUCUAUCCUUCCUCUGGUGGUUUCUCUUCAUCUUGGCACGUGUGUUCGCCAUUGCUGUAGCUUAUGAAUUCUAUCCAGCAAUCUUACUGGCUGUGCUGGGUGUACAUUACGCCAUCAUGUUGAUCUAUCUUUUUUAUUAUUCCAAGUAUUAUGACGCGAUCACGUUUAUUGUCAAUUUAUGGCUCGGCCUGGUCUACAUAUUUAGUCUGAUCGAAUACCGGAUCAAAUUCAAGUACGCUGAUUGGUGGACAUGGCCGUACUAUGUAUUCGUGAUCGCGCAGAAUUCGACAUUAACGCUGAUGUGGUACUUGAACGCUGAUUGGGAUGGUUUCUGGUACAUCUACAUAUUCUAUGCAAUUUUCAUCAGCAUGGCACUCUGCGUUCUCUCGUCUAUGGUGUAUCACGCGAUGUUUAAGCCAAAGAAAUGCAGAGUGUACAGCAGCUGACAACCACUAAAGGAGGCUAUGUUCUUUGGAUAAGUUUUCUAAAAAACGUACUUCCGUUCUUUUGCUUCCAUGCAAAGUAUAAAUAAAUUAUAAGUUAAUAAUAAAUUACAAAUUUUCUUCCAAAUAUUGAUAGAUCUCAUCGGAAAAAAUUAAAUGUUAAU
This is a messenger RNA of Camponotus floridanus (Florida carpenter ant), 2256 nucleotides long. RefSeq lists its product as uncharacterized. Gene Ontology annotation, biological process: phosphatidylserine exposure on apoptotic cell surface; engulfment of apoptotic cell; apoptotic process involved in development. The record is from RefSeq and is a predicted model, not a curated record. Lineage: Eukaryota; Metazoa; Arthropoda; Insecta; Hymenoptera; Formicidae. The transcript has 6 exons. Gene Ontology annotation, cellular component: plasma membrane. Bases 479 to 2095 code for a protein of 538 amino acids.